Molecule: messenger RNA, 9046 nt
Organism: Malurus melanocephalus (red-backed fairy wren)
Lineage: Eukaryota; Metazoa; Chordata; Aves; Passeriformes; Maluridae
Gene: IKZF2
Product: IKAROS family zinc finger 2
Exons: 8
Coding region: 548-2128 (526 amino acids)
Biological process (GO): regulation of transcription by RNA polymerase II
Molecular function (GO): DNA-binding transcription factor activity; RNA polymerase II cis-regulatory region sequence-specific DNA binding
Source: RefSeq, a predicted model, not a curated record
UGUGAGGGAGGAACUGAGUGUGAGGGAGGGAGUGAAUGAGUGUGUGUGUGUGUGGGUUUGAGCUUGAGGGAGGGAGAGUGUGUGUGAAGGAGGAAGUGUGUAUGUGUGUGCGGGAGGGAGAGUGUGUGUGUGUGAGGGAGUGCCUGUAUCUGUGAGGGAGGCAGUGUGUGUGUGUGUGUGUGAGGGAGGGAGUGCGAGUAUCUGUGCGUGAGGAAGGGAAGGGAGUGUGUGCGAAGGAGGGAGCGAAUGAGUGUGUGCCUGGGUGUCUCUGGGAGGGAGGGAGAGCGGCCGCCGCCGCCGCCGCCGGAUCGGUUUCUCGGGGUUUGACCAGCUGUCCCAGGCUAACCCUCUGCUCUCUGAAGAUGGAGGAAGUAAAAACAGGAUUACCCUUAGCUACGGCUCCUCCGCCGCCUUAGUCCCCCCACAGCCAACUGCCGUGCACAAACACACCUCCACUGGGCAGAGGGAGCCGACACUAAUAAACACACAAACAAAAGGGGGAUGGAACUGACUCACUGCCUGCGCGGCUGAGCACUGCACUUUGACUAUGGAAGCAGAGGCUGUUGAUGGAUAUAUUACAUGUGACAAUGACUAUUCGCCUGAAAGGGAGCACUGUGGCAUGGCCAUCGACCUCACCUCCAGCACUCCCAAUGGGCAGCACACCUCCCCCUGUCACAUGGCAGGCACAAAUUCAGUAAAGCUAGAAAUGCAAAGUGAUGAGGAAUUUGACAGGAAGCCCCUGAUUCAUGAAGAUAUUAUCAGAGCUCACGAUGAAGGAAGCAGCCUGGAAGAGCCCUUCAUUGGGAGUAACGAGAUGGUGGAUAACAGAAAGAUCCAGGAGCUAUCAAGCGAUGGAGGAAUCCGGCUUCCCAAUGGUAAACUGAAAUGUGACGUCUGUGGCAUGGUUUGCAUUGGGCCCAAUGUGCUAAUGGUACAUAAAAGGAGCCACACUGGUGAACGCCCCUUCCACUGUAACCAAUGUGGAGCUUCUUUUACCCAGAAGGGGAACCUGCUGAGGCACAUCAAGUUGCACUCUGGGGAGAAACCGUUCAAAUGUCCCUUCUGUAGCUACGCCUGCCGGCGGAGGGACGCCCUCACAGGACACCUCAGGACACACUCUGUGGGGAAGCCUCACAAGUGCAACUACUGCGGCCGCAGCUACAAGCAGCGCAGUUCUCUGGAGGAGCACAAGGAACGCUGCCACAACUAUCUGCAGAAUGUCAGUCUGGAGGCUGCCGGGCAGGUCAUGAGUCACCAUGUACCUGCUCUGGAAGAUUGUAAGGAACAAGAGCCUGUGAUGGACAACAAUAUUUCUGUGGUGCCUUUUGAGAGACCUGCUGUUAUAGAGAAGCUGACAAGCAACAUGGGAAAGCGUAAGAGCUCCACCCCACAGAAGUUUGUGGGUGAAAAGUUCAUGAGGUUUGGCUAUCCAGAUAUCCCCUUUGAUAUGAACAUAAGCUAUGAGAAGGAGGCUGAGCUGAUGCAGUCUCACAUGAUGGACCAAGCCAUCACCAAUGCAAUCACCUACCUUGGAGCUGAGGCGCUUCACCCCCUGAUGCAGCACACACCGAGCACAAUCGCAGAGGUGGCCCCGGUCAUCAGCUCAGCUUACGCUCAGGUCUAUCAUCCCAGCAGGAUGGAGAGGCCCAUCAGCAGGGAUACAGCCGACAGCCACGAGAUCAACAUGGAUGGCCCCAUCUCCCUCAUCAGACCAAAGAGUCGAAUCCAGGAUAGAGAGGGCUCCCCCAGCAAUAGCUGCCUGGAUUCCACUGACUCAGACAGCAGCCACGACGACCGCCAGUCCUACCCAGGAAACGCUGCCUUAACCCCCAAGAUAAAGCCAAACCCGGCUUAUGUGAAGGAGGAGGCCAAGCCUUUGGAUGUCACAAAAGCUUCUAAGGGCUCUUUAAAGGAUAUGUACAAGGUGAUCAACGGAGAAGGGGAGCAGAUUAGGGCUUUCAAGUGCGAGCACUGUCGCGUCCUCUUCCUGGACCAUGUCAUGUACACCAUCCACAUGGGCUGCCAUGGCUACCGGGACCCACUGGAGUGCAACAUCUGUGGCUACCGGAGCCAGGACCGCUAUGAGUUCUCGUCGCACAUAGUCCGGGGGGAGCACACAUUCCGCUAGGCCUUCUCAUCCAAAGGGGACUCGUAUGAAGUAGAAGAACUGCACAUGAAGAAAUACUGCACUUACAAUCCCACUUUUCCUCAGACAUUGAGACGCCUAUUUUGUUGUUGUUGCUGUUGUUGUUGCUGUUGUUUAAUUAUUAUUAUUAACCUUAUUUUUUGUGGACCCAACCUCAUUCGCUCUGCCCAGCUUAAGAAUGGAAAGAAGGAAGGGAAUGGGUUAAAAGAGGGGUUUGUUGUGGCCAUCACUUUUUGGAGAAUGAGCCACCUUGCUUUCUGUGGGAAUUGGAAGGCAGUCUGUGUCUGUCUCAGUCAGUUGUACACCAUGUCCUCUUUUGGGAUAUCGCUCAACCCCACCAGGUGCUUUCAAGUCCCAACAAGAUGCCACUCAUUUACAAUUUCAGAGGAACAGGUAGAAACAUUUCAGCGGAGAGCCUUUUUCUAGUGUGUAGAUACGGUGCAAGCUUUUGGUGGCUGGAGGAAAGGGGGGGAACUUUGUUCUGCAGAAUGAACAAAUAUUUUUAAAGCAAAACUGWUAGGGAAUUUGGAGCAUGAAUCAAAGUCAAUAUUCCUUUCAAAAUUACUUUCAGGGGUGAGCUGUUUUCCUGGGUUCAGUGUGUACUGCCCCUCUAGAAUGUAAAUAAAUUAAAAAAAAAAGAAAUGUAUGUCUUAACACUGUACCACRUUACAGCAGUUUAGUUUCAUAAGUCUGAGGGCCUUCUGUGGUAAGUCUGAGGCUUUGUAUUUUUAUUUUCCUUAACUWAUGAAGCACCUUUUUUUAGAAUUGUUGAUAUUCUGUUACUUCAGGCCUAUGUGUUGUCUCACUGGCUUCUUAGAGACCCUUGGAAACCUUACUUCUUUAGUUGCACCCUAAAUUUUACGAAUGAGCAUUUAGAAAUAACAUUCAUACUUGCUCCUAGGACAGUAAGUGGCCUAGGAGUGGGUGAGUGUCUGUAGUUUACUCAAGAGGUUCUGCUGCUCUUCUAAAAUACUUUCAAUUUAAAAUUAUGGAUUUAAAAAUGACAAAAGUACUAGUAGCGAAGUGUUCUUUAAAUAUAGGUUAUAUAGAUAUAUCAUUAUGUAAAUACUUUCUCAUUCUACUGUCACAGUGUUAACCUCUUGGCAACAGCCUAAACUAAGACUUGCAGCUGGGAAAGCGUUAGGAGCCAGAUCUUGGCCAGCAUUUAUCCUCUUGGCUCCAUUAAAUUUAAUGGAACUGCCCCAACUACUUCAGCUACAUCAGGAUCCACACCUUGCCUGUUUUUUCUCUUGUUGACAUCUUCCUUGUUAAUUUGCUGAGCUACUGAUUUCCUUUCGUUUGUGUUCAUCAAUUCUGCUUUAGGGGUGGAAGCGUUAGCAGGUUUUGCUGGAUAGCCUUUGCUCCUGGAGAGCACAGWAGCCCUGCAAACCAACAGGUCACAAAUGACCUUCCCUACUUCUUCAGAAAGUGAUAAGCAGAGAUGUAGCUGCUGUGUAUUGAUUUGGACUUACAGAUUUCAUUUUUAUUCCUAAUUCAUUAAUUUCYCUAUAGGGAAAGUAAGUGGAGAAACACUCCAGGGCAAGUCCUUGACCUGCAGACUGGACAAGAAAACAAGUCCACUGAUCUGCUUUGUUUCCUUUUUUUCUCUCUCAGUAAAUAACAAAGCCAGCAACCACCCAGCAAGUUGCAUCAGUGAAAACUGGGCUUAAACCUACAGGACAGAUUGCCAUUGAAACCCAACUGUUUGUACCAAUCACAAUUGAAAUGUUGUUGUUUGGCAACAAGAGCACAGCUUGAGAAUGGAAAGAUCUGCAUGGGUUUAACCCCCUCCAUGCACACGGUCUCCAUGYGCUUGGGGAGACCUUUUCCAAGGGAUAAAGUUACUAAAGUAUAAAAGAGAGAGCAAGAUCAGGCCAUAAUGAAUUCCCAUCUGCUCCCUCCAAUCUGUGCACUCRAUACAUAUGCCAGUUUGCUGUUCGUUUUGAGGGUACUGGGUUUUUUUUUCUUCUUCUCUUCCUAGACCUGGAGCAUUUGAGAAUAGGAGCUGAGUGGUAUUGAUUGAAAUCUUUUUAUGGUGACAUUCUUGGCAGCUAGAACCUGUGUUUAGAAAGGAUACAGUAGAUCAUGGMCAGAUUACCUGAUGACUGCUUCCCAGCACUGCAAUGCUAUUAAGUAGGAGCUGGUAAAGUCUUGCACUAGCCUAUUAAUUAUAAUACAAUAUGGAGAGAAAUGUCAUCUUGUGUAAUGUGAGACCUAUUAAGGCUGGGAAUAUGCAGGUUUUGGAGAGACAGAUUUAAAGAUCUAUUCCCAACAUUGUUCUUAAUGUCGUUGGGCUCCUCCCCCUCCUUCUUUCUUCACCCUAAUGUAGAGGAAACUGGGGCAAAUGCAGCAGUGCCGUCCUCUGGACCGUUCUCAUUGUCUUGUGCCUGGUGCAGUCAAAGGAGUUUGUGCAGGAGCAAAGCAGGGAGAUGCUGGAGGGCAUCGCUUUUAUUCUGUGUGGCUGAUUCUCUGCAGUUAGGGAGGUGGGCUUAGGAGGCGGCCGGCCAUGCUUUGUGUCAGGACGUGCCUGGAAAUUCAGAAAAGAAAGAAAAAAAGGGUUGUGAUUUGCUGAAGCAGGAAAGGUCUUUUAAGAACAAGGUGGAAUGGGAAAGGUUCUGGGCCUGAGGGUCGCUGGGCUURCCUGGGCCUCCAGAAAAACACGUGCCCAAGCCAGAGAGAAAGGUUGCCGGCAAAUCCUUUCAGUCUCUGGGGGCAACACUCCGUUCUCCCCUCUGUGGUCAGUGAAAGAACAUGGGCUGUGGUUUCUUGGAAUAGUUAGCACUAGGGAAAAAGUGUUUAAAAUUUCUGCCUUUGUUUGGGAAAGCACCAGAAUACGGGAAAGGUAGAGAAUCUCUUGUGUAUCCACAAAUCAGUUGGCUGCAAUUAUAUCUGCAGUUCGUUAGCGUGCACUUUGGUUCGCUGAUGACUCGCUGAUACCUCCUGUAGGGUAUUCUGCAGAUGGUUAAAGGAUCAGAUGGGGAGGCCUGCUGAUUUUGGACCUGGCAUCAGUUAAGCCCAGCUUCUUGAUCUAAUGGUAGGAGGUGAGAUCUGUAUGUCCUGGUGUCACAGGCUCRAGGCACUGGGGAGUUAUCUUACAAAAUUACAUUUUUUGGAGAGGAAGAAGCUUGAGGGGUCUCACUAAUUUUGAUCAUCAGUGUCCUUAUCUGAACAUUCACUGAAGAUUUUCAUCUAAGAGUUAGAGAAAGGAGAAAGAUUAAAUUCUAGUUCAAAUUUUGAACAAAAUUUUAGAUUAACAUAUACUUGAGAAUUCAGUUCCUACUAAAAAAUAUUAGAGAGCUUUAUSUCAUACAAUUUGUCCCUUCACAAAAGCAUGCAAAACAGGGCAGCAGAGUUUUCUUUGGGUGUUUUUUCUUGCUUGCUCUCUGCAAGAAUUGGAUUUCUAAGAAAAGCUCUUGAGUUUCGUCGAGCUCAUUAGUCAUUCAUAGUGUACUAGGAAUUUCAGUAGCUAAUCCUUGGCCUCCAAAUCCGUUUGUUCUGAGUAUUUGGUGCUGGAAAUCGAACCUGGCUGAUUUUUAUUGGACUCUCUUGAAAUUCUUGGAAUCAGGUUUCCAGUUAGAAACACGCAUUUGCAAAUUUAGAAUUGGCUUCCUGUGAGCAUUCCCCAUUUUCAUUAAGAAGAAAAAAAAAAAUUUCUGUGCACAUCCCUGCCAGUAAACCCUUUUACAUCAAAAAUGGCAAUAUUCUGAUUCAGUUUAGAGGAUUAUAAGCCUAUUAAUUGAAAUAGAAUUGUGACUGCUUAUUCUGCUCUUGGUAUGAUCCAUAUCGUUGGAGUGAAGGGCAUUAUCUAUAUAUCUGCAGUUAUGGCUGAUGAAUUUUACAGCCACCUCUCUUUGUAAUCAGUUACGAGUGCACAUCAAAAUGUAUUGCAUCUUUCAGUAAAGGUAGCUCUUUACUCAGUAACUUAUGGGAUUAAAACAAUUUUAUUCUCCUUAAAAAGUGCUUUCAUCUAUGAUGUGGUGUGAAGUCCAAUCUGUAUUGGACUGUGUUAGAGAGGAAGAUUUGAAAUGGGGUAAUUGGCCUGAUUUUUGGUGGUUCUGGUUUCUACAAUGUGAGGACCUAAAGUAUGUUUAUUGUGAGGUGAAGAAAUUUUCAAUUGUCAGAGUUUCCAAAUUUCUUUCUGUUUACAAGGGCUUUCCUGAGUUUUCGCUGUCAGGCAGGAGGUCAGUAAUGAAACCCAACCCUUCAAAACUGGGCUUUCAUGGAAAAUUAUUACUGUUGCCCAGGUCCUGAGCUAGCUUGUUCUGAUUUGAAAGAGGCCAGACAGCAGACACUCCUUCCUUCAGAAAGAAACUUUGGAGAAAAUUGCAGCAAAGGUGCUUAUUUCAGCCAAGGGCAGGAGCUGCAGUAAUACAGCUCCUUCGCUUGAUAAAUUCCUUUCCUUAACUCUUGCUGUCCUUUAUAAUGUAAUGAGGGGGGAGGAGGGAGGCUGCCAGAGUUGCCUAAAGUCAGUGUGGGAUUUUAGGAAAAGGGUGAUGAAAUUGGCUUUUGUGCUAGUAAUUUGCAUCUUAGCUUGGCUUAGUAGCAUUUAAAAACAAAAAUGGAUGGCCYGUGGUCUGGGGCAGCUGGACAGCUUGAGAAAGUAUAUUUAUAUAUAUAUGGUAUUGUGUAGUUAGAUAUAUGCUUUAUUGUAUAUGUGCCUUUUCAAAUGCAUUUUGGGAGAUUGUGAUGUCGUUCAUGAUAUCCUGCCAGUCCCUUUCAGAAUGCACCAACCCAAAGGAAACAUCCCUUCUGCUCUGCCCCCUGCUUGGCAGCUUGACCGGGAGAGAGGACCCUGUUGGUACUUUGCUGUGAGAUUUCCUGGAGUCAGCUGGCUGUURGGAGUGGGAAGGGCUGAAAAUUACCCUAGCGAAGUGCAUUCCAGCUGUCCAGCCAGAGCCGGUCUGUAGCUGGUCCCAGGGAGCUCGGUGUCCCCAGCGUGAUGCCAACACUGCCACAGGAGCCCCCAGCGGAACCGUGCCCUACAGAGAGCCAGGGAAAAGCUCCUGUUUUCUCACCUCAGCGCUUUAAGUGAAGCACCUUUGGAAAAGGACUUUAAAUUCCCACUUAGGACCGGGAGCAGUCUUUAAAGCACUUGCUUCUUGCUUCAGCCUGGAAAAAUAAACGUGGCAAGUCCUUUGGAAGUGGUUUGCAAGUUUUCCUGUCGUGCUGCUGCCACUGCAGGGAGUGGCACAGAGACAGAGAAGCUCAUCAGUAGGAGGUGCUCAGGGGGUUCAUGAGCUGGAGCAUUGUGGUGAUGAGCAGGGUGCYGGUUCUGGGACUUUCCCAGCGGGUUGGUGACCUGGUUUCAGGUGCAGUUGUUCCCCCUGCAGGGCUGCAGUGCUGAGUGUGCCAGCGCAGAUGAGGUGGGAGGAUCGCUGUGGGCAAGGGGGCURGGCCAGCAGGCUUUGGGCAGACCCUGAGCCCAGCAACAGCCCAGAGGCACCUCCUCAGCACCGCUCUGCUGGGCCCAGGCCAUAGCAGCCACAGAGGCGCUGGUGAGGGGAGCAGUUAGGUAGAAAAGAGUUAGAAUUUGCUUCAUAAUAAAUAGAUUCCCAAUUAUCCCACUGAUGUGUUCUGAGGUGUGAGCAAAGGAGAAUAUCACUGCUUCCCAGUUUGGUUUCUUCCUUCAGCCCCACCUGAAAGGGUGGGUUGUGUCCUUCUCCUGAGGCUCUGAAAUGAGCAGAGGACAGUCAGGAGGAGRGGUGUGCUCAGGCUUUGCAUGCUUAACAAGCCAAGAAAACAAUAAAACAAGUCUCUAUUUUAUAUUCACCUACCUUCCCAGUUGAUUGUACAGAUUCUCAGUUCCUGUUUGCUUCCAGCCUUUGGAAAGAUGGUUAUCAGUGUGCAUCCUCAUCUUUGAAGAUCUCUCCCCUUCUGUACAAACGUCUCCUUUUCAUCUUGUGGCCUAAUUAAUUAGUGGACAGAAAUGACUAUUUCAACAGAGACUUCCACAGUUUUAGUAAAAACUGGUAUUAUUUACAGUUGUAAAAAAAACCCARACAACCAAACAAAAAAACUUKGCUUAGCAGUACGUGAAGUAAAUGAAGUUAAUCAGAUCAUGUCUUGAGAGGGRCUGGUACCAUGUGGACCCUGUUGGGAGGAAGGGAGCAGCCUGGCCUAGGCUGGGGCCAACGCUUUCUUCCCACAGCAGGUGUUGGUUUAGGCGACUGCACUGCAGCCCAGGAAAACAUUUGAGCACCAUCAGCCUCGCACCAUCCCUUGGGCUGGCUCUGGAAGUGCACAGGAGCAUUGGAGCUGAGCAUGUGUUUGCUCACCCCCAUUAGCUGUGAGGGCAGGGCCGUGGGGCAGCACAGCAGCUCUGGGCCAGCCUCGGUUGUUCCCGUAUUUUGUGUAGCAGCCUUAAUCCCUGGCGCUCGGCCAUUCGUGGUACCUGCAGCCUCCGGUCUGUGUCACCAGCCGGGAGAAAGGACGGAUGCCUCCCGUAAGGCAUGGGGGGAGCACGGCUCCUUACGGGCACACCGCUGGCAGUAAAUUGGGCCAUUUAGUUUUACCUCAAGUGACAUCGAGUAAGAAAAGCUUCUUGCAGGGGUGGAGGUCACUGAAUCCCUACUAUGCACUUACUGGGAUUUGACAUUGCUUACUGGAAAUGGAUGUUCGUUCCUGAACACGCUGUAACAAGGGAAGGACUUUUUUGGUUAUUUUUAUAGUCAUUCAGAUUCUGAAACUGUGAUCAAUUAUUUGACAGAUUGUCAAGUGUCCUCAGAGCUUGAACACGUUCACUUCCUCACCAUGUAGCAGUCUUCUCUGGCUUUCUGUGCUUUUCUUUUUCCCCUUUUUCCUUCUUGGAGCUUUAAGUCUGGGCCUGCUCUUAUCUCCUGUAGCUUUGGGCUGUAUAGGGGUUUGGGGGGUUGUUUUUUGGAUUUUUUUUUUUUUGUUCAU